Messenger RNA from Trichomycterus rosablanca, 1005 nucleotides. RefSeq names its product interferon induced transmembrane protein 5 (gene ifitm5). Lineage: Eukaryota; Metazoa; Chordata; Actinopteri; Siluriformes; Trichomycteridae. The transcript is spliced from 5 exons. Gene Ontology annotation, cellular component: plasma membrane. The record is from RefSeq and is a predicted model, not a curated record. The coding region runs from base 340 to 768 and encodes 142 amino acids.
CAAACCGGGACUGCUCUGGUCCAUCCAGAGGAAUGAGCAUGUUGUGCAGUGUGUCGUGGAAGUGUGAGUGGUGCAACAGGAAGUGUGGGUGCUGAAGUUCAUGGAGACUAGUGUUUAAGCCAGACCUGGGCAUUGUACGGCCCGCGGGCCACAUCCGGCCCGCGAGACAUCCCCAACCGGCCCGCAUGAGUGUUCCUGGGUAGGCUCUGGACUCACCAUGACAUGGAUUAGGAUGAAGACUUUUUGGAGGACUAAUGAAAGAAUAAUACAUGUGUAAGUGGUUGGCAGGAGGGAUUCAGAACUGCAACCUUAAGGCAGUUCUCUCAAGCCAACAGAAGAAUGGACAACGCCACGUACGCUUACUCGACCGACUGCACUCCACUCACAAACUGUAAGUCCUCGCAUAGGCCACUCCGCUCCACAGUGAUAAACAUGGGCCAACCAGCAAAAAAGCCCCUCAAUGACUACCUGAUUUGGUCCCUUUGCAACACCCUGUAUGUGAACUUCUGCUGCCUUGGCUUCAUGGCUCUUAUCUACUCCAUCAAGGCAAGAGACCAGAAGACCCUGGGAGACAUGCGUGCUGCUCAGGAGUGCUCAGACAAAGCCAAGUGGUACAAUAUUUUGGCCUCGGGCUGGAACCUGCUGGUGCCGAUGUUGCUGCUCGGAGCGUUUGUGCUGCUGAUUGUGCACCUGGGCAGCCUGCAAGGAACCUUUGACUUCUUUGGAGAAGAUGGCUAUCAGAACUUCAUGAAACUGUUCGGCAGGUAAACGGACUGACAGCAAAAAGAUCCCUUAAAGAAGCUUACCAGCAAACCAUAACCAACCAUGGACUUACCACCAUCUAUGCCUCAUAAACUUUAAUCUUAUUACUAGUCAAUGUAUUAUGUAAUGUUAUUUUCAGAUUCUUAUAUGGCAAAUAAGAAGUAUUCAAUACAAUAUUACUUAUUAUUCUUUAUUUGAAGUUAAUGUGAUCUUUUUCUCAAUAAAGUAUUUAAUAAUAUAAAU